UCCAAAUUCAUAUUUUACAUCCUACUCUCCAGUACUUUUAUUUUCUUUAGACGUUCUUAUUAUCUUAAAUCACAGUGACAGAUUAACAGUUUUGAACAUUUCAAUUCUAGAGUCAAACGAACUUUAAAUUGCAUUACUGCAUUUGUUGACAUUCGAAGAGAAGUUAAAUUAACACUGUGCAGAACCUAAAUACGAAACCAGACGUCUCUUUUAUGUGGAAAGGAUAGAAAAGUAAAAGUUAAAAGAUGAAAAUAUGUUUAAUUUUAACUUGGAUACUACUAACAGAGGCUACAGGUGUGGUUCAGAGUCAUACAGAUAUUAUGUGCUUUCGUAAUAGAUAUGAUACUAGUACAAUUUGCAAACAAAGGUCUAACGAAUUAUCGUGUAAACAGGACGAGGUAAUAAAGAUCAACACAAUUCAAUAUGCAAAGAAUAAAUACUGGCAAUUAUCAUGCUCUAGAUGUUCUACGGAUGCAACUGUACAAAACUGGAAAAAAAGCCCAAGUUCGUUAAGGAAGAUACUCUACCAGCUGUGUUCAAUGCAAAGCAGUUGUUCAUUUGAAAAUGUUAAAACACCUAGCCCCGAUGGAAAUGAAUACAAUUAUUUAUGGUUGGCUUACAUAUCAUAUGACUGUGUCAGCUCAGGCUUAAUCAAUGACAUUUGUUUACCAUGGGAAUCAGCAUUAGGAGCAAACGCUGGUGCUAUUUAUUUAUCACUGAAUGGACGGGAAAGUAUUCUCCAGCAAUGCAGCUGUAUAGUCGAGGGUGAUGUCGAUCAAACCAGUAUUACAGUAAUUGACUACAGACCUUUCUAUAAGGACUCUACAUGCACAGACAGCUUCCUUUCUUUCGAUGGCAAACGACUACUACAAUGUUUGAGCACAUUAGAAUCUGACUCAUCUGCUUACAACACUCCUAUAAAUAUCACCAAAUUGAGAACAAUUAUCACCCUGACAAUUCAUCAUAUGUUACCACAAAUGGUUUGGAUAGCUGUUAAAGGUUUAGAUGUAUCUGUUCAGUGCAAUACUUUCGAUAACACUCAGCAGACAAGUGUGUCAACUUCAACCAAGCCUACAGGAACAACAUUUUCAACAGCUAUGAUUUCUCUGAGCACAGAAUUAAUAGCGGACGAAACAACAGAUUCGUUCGCUACAGAUAUAACUACAACAGUCUCCAAGUCACAACAUGGAAAUAAGAAAGGCAGCUCCGGAGAUGUUCCCUAUUUAGCGAUUGCUGGAGCACUAGUGGGACUAGUAGCACUUGUAUCUGUUGUCACAACUGCUGUUCUACCAUAUCGGAGGAGAUCUCGUCGACUACCUGAAUCAAGAAGCAGUGAAGCUGUAUAUUAUAACGUGGCUCCUUUCAAAGCCCGAGAAACUGAGAAACCUGAAGAAUCUAUGAUGAACUGCGGUAUCAACUUAGCACUGGAAAAAGGAGACGAGCUUUAUGUAAAUACGUCAAAUUCUUCAAAUUCUUCUCCACAAGUACAGGAGGUUUACCGGGUUAAUUUGAAUAUGAUAAGAGAUGAGGUUUUAUGUGGAGCUGGCGCAAAACACACAGAAGAAAUAUCAAUAAAUACGAAGCGCCGAAAUGAAAGUAAAUUUCAUGGUAAUGAAAAUGAAGAACCGUAUUAUAAAAAUUUAACAAGAGGAGGCGAUCAAUGUGAAAUUAACUAUUGUAAACUAUAGCCAACGGAUGAAAACACGCACGAAUACAAUUAUUUGACUGCAAUUUGAUACUGUAAAUGAUAUCGUUUGAAAAAAUAACAUACAUUCGAAAAUGACAUACCAGAAUUGUUUAGAAAGAUAUAUAAUUGAGUGUUAUUGAUAAAAAAUAAAGCUAUAUUCCUUCCAUCUUAUAUGAACUUGCAGUACCGCAAAUAACGCUUUUGAUGCUUUCAGAUUUUUUCUUGCCCCUUGCCGGCGGGGGGAUAGAAAAUGCUGGCUGUAUCUCCAUGCAGAGGGGUACGACUCCCCCGAAAAUGGAGCCACCUGUUUGCCGUGGGUGGCGGCCCGUAAGCCGGAGAGGAGGGUCCUGGAUGUUGAGGUGCCCCAUGGCAUCCCGGGGAGAUGAUGCGUACUUGUUUGCAUGUGCGCAUCUUCUUCCCGGGAUGUGGGUGCCAAUACACAUCUUUGGCCUCUAAUUCGGUGUAGACAUUCUGGCGGUCGUAUUGGCCCGAUACGAUCAAUCGGCUAGUCAUGCCAAGCCCUAGGAAAUCUCACCUUUACGUUUACAUUUUCUAUUGCUUAUUUCAAACUGCAUAUUUAUGUGAUAUUUUUUGUAUUUUCACAAACACAACUUUGGAACAAAAUACGUUACACAAAACCUGUCUUUACUCUGCUGUAUUGUCACAUUUUACUGCGCUCAAUAAACUUCAUAUUACGUUCACACAAAUGUAUUUAACAAUAUAUUUUCAUAUGUACUUCAAUCUAUGUUUCCUAGAAGGCGGUGGCUUAGGGCCAAUCGGUUGGGUAGAG
Molecule: messenger RNA, 2477 nt
Organism: Mercenaria mercenaria
Lineage: Eukaryota; Metazoa; Mollusca; Bivalvia; Venerida; Veneridae
Exons: 6
Coding region: 246-1688 (480 amino acids)
Source: RefSeq, a predicted model, not a curated record